AAAAAUUGGUGGUGUUCUGUCAAAGAAAAGAAGUAAUAUACACAUCGAUUUAUUUGAACGAUACACCGUUUAUUGAAGGGAGGUCACUCUAACACACUGAAAUUUGACACUUUCACGGAAAUAUUUCCAAAUUUGGAAUAUAUUCAGACAGGAAGCCGACAAACUCUUAGAUUAUCUUUGAAUGUGAGAACUGACAGGGUAAGACUAAGAGCAGAGUGUUGGAUAAUAUUAUGGACAGUCAGGAAAAUAUUUCAUCACGGAAAAGUCGAGGUUUGCUGACAGAUUUGAAAACAAAAUUACAAACAUCAGGAAAAUAUGCUGAUUUUCUGGAAGAAUUCAAGUCGUGUAGAAAAGAUGAAGAUCGUUUGAAACUUUUGAAUAGUUUAGACGAGGUCCAGGAUUUGGUCACAGUAAAAGCUGUAAAGAAAGGUAAAAAUGUAGAAGACUCAGCUAGCCUUCGGGAAAGAGGUAAUGCAGCAUUCAAGAAGAGACAAUACAAACUGACGUUAGAACAUUAUAACAGUAGCGUCAUGCUUGCCCCGACAUCAGGAGACACAUCUGCCCUAGCUUUUGCCCUGGCUAACAGAUCAGCUGUAUUGUGUCAUAUAAAGUUGUAUAAACCUUGUCUUGUGGACAUACAGUCAUCUAUAGAUUAUGGUUAUCCUGAAAAUCUCAGAUAUAAGCUGUAUGAAAGGCGAGGAAAAUGUCAUUAUCAGAUGGGCCACAGACAAGAGGCAAUAGACGCCUUUAAAAUGGCCAAGACAGCUUUAGCUAAAGCGGAAUUAGAUCAGACAAAACAUAAGAACCUGAUUAAUGAGUUUGACAAACAGAUCUGGCAGUGUGAAAAGAUGACCGAGGGUCUGGUCAAAUGUGCUGAAGGGACUGUUGUACUUAAUUCCCCUAUUCCUUGUAUAGAGAAAGCAGAUAAACAGAUUCCUGUUAUGUCAGAAGGUCUUAAAGUCGACUACCGCGAAGCCUCUGGUCGUGGGCUGUUUGCACAAAAAGAUUUUGAAGUAGGCGAUGUCCUGAUUGUUGAAAAACCAUUCGCUUCAACAGUUUUGUCUGAUUUCAAGGAACGUUACUGUCACCAUUGUUGUGAGAGAGUUAUUGCCCCUACUCCUUGUUUGUCCUGUAGUGCUGUGGUUUUUUGCAGCGAAAAGUGUCAGAAAGAGGCUUGGUCGAGUUAUCACCAGUUUGAGUGUGAUGUGUUGUACAAUAUACACAAAGCAGAGAUUAAUCUUGGACAUCUUGCUGUUAAAACUGUACUUAAAGCCGGGUUCCAGUAUCUUGCAGAGUUUGAAGGUAAAUCGGACACGGAUGAAACAAAGAUAGCGUUGAAUGAGAAUGGUAUUUAUGACAGUCAGGAUUACAGGACAGUUUACGAUCUUGUGAACCACUGCGAGGAUCGAGAUGUUGAGGAAAUAUUGAAAUAUUCAAUUGAAGCCUUGUUUCUUCAAAAGUGCAUUGAAGCUACUGGAUUUUUCGGCUCAGGAGAGAAGAAGGAUCUAUCAAAGAGCUGUCUGAUAGGCGGCCAUAUUUUAAGGAAUUUGAUGAUGUUGCCUUGCAAUGCUCACGAGUGUUCAGAAUUGUCGCACAUUCCCUCUAACCUUCCCGCAUCCGUAACUGUAGAAAUUGGGUCAGCCAUUUACCCUGUGUUAAGUUUGAUAAACCAUUCCUGUGAUCCUAACGUGGUUCGUCAUAGUUACGGAAAUAUUUGUGUUGUUAGGGCCAUUCGUAACAUUCCGAAAGGUUCCGAAGUUUUGGAUAAUUAUGGCGCUUUGUGUGCACUAACCCCGACAAGUGAACGCAGGAAUAAGCUGGCACCUCAGUAUUUCUUUACAUGUAACUGUCUUGCGUGCAUUGAUGACGACCCUCAGUAUAAUGAUAUACCCUCUGAAAUGCCGGUCUUUAAAUGUGACAACUGUUCAGGGCCAGUGUUCCUUCCUUUAAAGAACAAAUAUGAUAUGGUCCCUUGUUCGUUCUGUCAACAAAAUCACGCUCUGCGACCAAGACUGUCUUCUCUCAGCCAAUCAGACGAGACAUAUCGCAUGGCAAUGAAAGAUGUCCUUCUGAGUUCCUGCGACAAUAUUGAUCAGAGUAUUAUCUUUCUUGAGAAUCAUCUCCGACUGAUGGACCGAUUGUUGUGCCGGCCUUGGCGUGACUUUAAUGAUUGUCAGGAGGCUUUGAAACAAUGUUACGCCUAUAAAGGAAGUCAUUAUGCUGUCACUACGGGGAAGUAAAACUAUAACUUUAGAAUUAAAUGAAAAUUUCAAAAUGGAUUAGACACUGUUCAUAACAUGCCUUCAGAUAAAUAAUAUUGCAUACUGCUUAAUCAAUAAUUACACAACUAAUAUUGUAAAAUUUACUUUGCCUUUGUGAAGUAGAUAACUUGUAAAAUUUACUUUGGCUUUGUGAAGUAGAUAACUUGUAAAAUUUACUUUGCCUAUGUGAAGUAGUUUAAUAAGAUUUAAAUGAACAUAUGAAGACUUGUAAGAUUUUGUUUUAUUAGGGGCUUGAUUUCAGGUCAAUAUGUAUAUCCGAUUGGGGUUUAAGCAGUUUAAGCAGUGUAUUGCUAACUUGUUUUGAAAUUUUGAACUGUCUUUACUGUGAAGGUGUGACUUGUAAGCCAAUCAUUAACAUGUUUACCAUAAUAAUCUCUCUGACCUUGACCUCUAUUAAUUGUUUGCUCACAAUUUUUGUUGUUGUUGUUGUUACUGCUGGAUUUUUAUUUUAACAUUUAUGCAAUGAUGCUGUUUUUAUGCUCCCCGAAAAAUUUCGGGGGAGCAUAUAGUCGGCGCCUUGUCCGUCUGUCCGUCCGUCCGUCUGUCCGUCUGUCCGUCCGUUGUCUUGUCCGGAGCAUAACUUGAAAACCCUUGGAGAUAAUUUGUUGAAACUUCAUACAGUGGUAGAGGGCAUCGAGGGGGAGUGCAGUGUCAAAGAACCAUAACUCUAUUUUGCCCGGUUUUUGAAUUAUCUCCCCUUAUAGAAAAAUCUUGUCCGGGGCAUAACUCUAAAACUAUAAGAGAUAUCAACAUGAAACUUUGUAGGUGAAUAGAUCUCAAUGGGUAGAUGUGCAGUGCAUAAGAACAAUAACUCUUUUCAUCCUAAUUUUGGAGUUAUUGCCCUUUGUUAAUUUUAAUACUUUGAACUUUGUCCGGAACAUAACUUGAAAACCCUUGGAGAUAAUUUGUUGAAACUUCAUACAGUGGUAGAGGGCAUUGAGGGGGGGUGCAGUGUCAAAGAACCAUAACUCUAUUUUGCCUGGUUUUUGAAUUAUCUCCCCUUAUAGAAAAAUCUUGUCCGGGGCAUAACUCUAAAACUAUAAGAGAUAUCAACAUGAAACAUUGUAGGUAGAUAGAUCUCAUUGAGUAGAGGUGCAGUGCAAAAGAACCAUAACUCUGUUAAGCCUUAUUUUUGAAUAAUCUCCCCUUUUAGAAAAAUCUUAUCCAGGACAUAGCUGUAAAACUAUAAGAGAUAUCAACAUGAAACUUUGUAGGUAGAUAAAUCUCAAUGGGUAGAUGUGCAGUGCACAAGAAUCAUAACUCUACCUUGCCUAAUUCUGGAGUUAUUGCCCUUUGUUUAUUUUUACUUUUUGAAUUGUCCAGGACAUAACUCGGAAAUCAUAAGAGAUAUCAUCAAGAAACUUUGUAGGUUGAUAGAUCACAUUGAUUAGAAGUGCAGU
Molecule: messenger RNA, 3682 nt
Organism: Ruditapes philippinarum (Manila clam)
Lineage: Eukaryota; Metazoa; Mollusca; Bivalvia; Venerida; Veneridae
Product: SET and MYND domain-containing protein 4-like
Exons: 5
Coding region: 231-2240 (669 amino acids)
Molecular function (GO): protein binding
Source: RefSeq, a predicted model, not a curated record